Actinia tenebrosa (Australian red waratah sea anemone) is the source of this 1950-nucleotide messenger RNA. RefSeq lists its product as uncharacterized. The record is from RefSeq and is a predicted model, not a curated record. Lineage: Eukaryota; Metazoa; Cnidaria; Anthozoa; Actiniaria; Actiniidae.
AGCUCUUUUAAAACUUCCUGGAAGAAAAGAAAACACGGAAAUAAAGACGAGAGCACGCUACUGAACAUCAGCUCUAUGAAGGAGUUAGAGAAUACGAAGAAUAUUCCAGAAUUCUUCAGGAUUUACUGAAAAAUCUGAAGUGCUUGCUGACAGACUUCAAGAACGAACUCAAAGAAUACAACAUGGUAGAGCGAAGGAAAGCCGUCCUCAACAUAUUUUUCGUUCUUACUGCUGGAAUUUUUUUCUAUACGUUAGUUAAUUCAAGAGAAAUAAGGACACAAGCAAAAGGAAAACAGUUUGAGGAGGAAAAUAUUGCAGUUGACAAAAGAACGAAUGGAUUGAAGUUUGAUGAUUUGAAUCCGGUUGCCAAGACGAAAGAGAUGGAGAAUUUGAUAAAACAAAAAAGAUUCCACAUGAAAAAGGACUGCAACCAUCCUCAAAAGCAAGAACAGCGGGACAAAAUGGGAGACUUUGAAUUUAGUGAUGGUAAACUUGAUGCUCUGGUAAGAGGAAAGAUAAGAAAACCUAGAGCGGAGCCCGAGACAUCACCGAGCUCGGAACCCGAGACAUCACCGAGCUCGGAACCCGAGACAUCACCGAGCUCGGAACCCGAGACAUCACCGAGCUCGGAACCCGAAGUCAAACCGGAAAGCAAAGCAGAAUCCGAAACCAAUCCGGAAUCGACAUCGGAACCCGAACCAUUACUGUGGGCAGAGCCCGAACCGGACUGGGAUACAGCAGUGGACGUCUGGAAAACAGCUUGGCCUUUACAUGUGUACGGACUUGCGAGUAUAUUUGUACUUUUUGGGAUUAUUUCUUUAAUCGAGCUGAUCAGAAUUCACGUCAAAAGUACGAGAAAAACAGCUUUGAAAGUGAGUCUCUUAAUCAUUAUGACAAUUUUUUGUGUGACAAGGGCUGUCACGUUAUUCACCGACCCGUACGGAUCCAAAGGUAUUAUAAAUCCCAUCCUGUCACGCAUUCUCUUCGCCAUCGGUCACCCCUGUAUUAUCUCCGCUAUGAGCCUACUUCUUCUAGUUUUGAUUGACACCACGAAAAUGAACAUAGCCCCUCCCACAUUUCAACGCGUCCAGUUCAUCAUUGCCGUCGUCUUUUUCCACAUUGUUUUGGUAUUAAUAACAGACGUUUUAGUUACUUUUUACGUUGAAACGAAAGUACUCAUCCUCAUUUGCCAGAUUUAUUAUCUACUCUUAGGAUUCGUAUUGACAAUAGGUUAUGCCAGAGUAGGAUUCAAAAUUGCUUCAAAUUCCUCGGCUAGCGUGACGCGUGACGAAAAAAUGGAAAAACUCAAGAUUCUGAUUGGUUUAGCCUCAGUCACCGGGUUCGCCUUAGUUUGUGCUACCAUAUAUGGAGCCGCAGGGGUGUUUGGGAUAUAUUCUAAUGUCAAGGUCGUGGAUCCCUGGCCCUGGUGGGCGUUUCAAACUGUUCUUCGAGUGCUUGAAAUCGUCAUGGUCGUGGUGCUCUUAGCCAUGAAUGUCAAAGUGACUGGUUCGGGACUCGGUAUUCGGGAAAUGUUCGGGAGAUGCCAUAGGAAACUAUUCCAGAACAAAGUGGAAGAUACAGUAUCCGGCCCGCCGAUAAAUAACACUAACUCGUGGAUGACGAACAGCGUGAAUAUGAAUACUUAAAACGAAGAAAAUGUACAUCACUUUCAUGCUAAUUUUGGCGGGAAAACUCACGGAUGGUUUGCUACCAUCACUCAUUAGAGCAGUUUUCGCAUGACUGUGAAAAGUUCACGGCACAAACACGGCACUGCAAAGACCCAGCCAAUAAAAAAUCUAAAAAACAUCACAGUCGCGGUAAGACAUGAACUCUUCAUCCAAUCAAAUGCACGAAACACGGCACGAACACGACGCGGACAUGGUAACGACAAGACAUGAGCUCUUCAUCCAAUCAAAUGGACGAAACACGGCACGAACACGACGCGGACAC